GGAGCAUCCGGCCGGCGGCCGGGAGCAGGGAACAUGGAGAGUGAGCGCGACAUGUACCGCCAGUUCCAGGACUGGUGCCUCAGGACUUACGGGGACUCAGGCAAGACCAAGACGGUGACCCGUAAAAAAUACGAGCGGAUCGUCCAGCUCCUCAACGGCUGCGAGUCGAGCUCCACGGACAACGCCAAAUUUAAAUUCUGGGUCAAGUCGAAGGGUUUCCAGCUGGGCCAGCCGGACGAGGUCCGCGGGGGCGGCGGCGGCGCAAAGCAAGUGCUCUACGUGCCGGUCAAGACCACGGAUGGCGUAGGGGUAGAUGAGAAGCUGUCUUUGCGGCGGGUAGCUGUGGUUGAAGAUUUCUUUGACAUUAUCUAUUCAAUGCAUGUGGAAACAGGGCCAAAUGGAGAACAAAUUCGGAAACAUGCUGGACAAAAGAGAACUUACAAAGCAAUUUCAGAGAGCUAUGCCUUCCUACCAAGAGAAGCGGUGACACGGUUUCUAAUGAGCUGCUCAGAGUGCCAGAAAAGAAUGCAUUUAAACCCAGAUGGAUCAGAUCAUAAAGAUAAUGGAAAACCUCCCACUUUGGUGACCAGCAUGAUUGACUACAACAUGCCAAUUACCAUGGCCUAUAUGAAGCACAUGAAACUGCAGCUGCUAAACUCACAGCAAGAUGAGGAUGAAAGUUCAAUAGAAAGUGACGAAUUUGAUAUGAGUGAUUCAACGCGGAUGUCAGCUGUGAACUCUGACCUUAGCUCCAAUCUUGAGGAAAGGAUGCAAAGCCCCCAGGCUCUUCAUGGCCAGCAGGAUGAUGAUUCUGCUGCAGAGAGCUUUAAUGGCAAUGAGACUCUGGGGCAUAGUUCAAUUGCUUCAGGGGGAACACACUGCAGGGAGAUGGGCGACUCUAAUGGUGAUGGCAAAACUGGGCUGGAGCAGGACGAGCAGCCACUGAACCUGAGUGACAGUCCCCUCUCAGCACAGCUGACUUCAGAAUACAGAAUAGAUGACCACAGCAGUAAUGGAAAAAACAAAUAUAAGAAUCUGCUAAUUUCUGACCUCAAGAUGGAACAAGAAGCGAGAGAAAAUGGAAGCAAGUCCCCUGCACAUAGCUAUUCAAGCUACGACUCGGGCAAAAAUGAGAGUGUAGACCGAGGUGCUGAGGACCUGUCCCUAAACAGGGGAGAUGAGGAUGAAGAUGACCACGAUGACCACGAGGAUUCUGAGAAAGUUAACGAGACAGAUGGCGUUGAGGCCGAGCGGCUGAAAGCUUUUAAUAUGUUUGUCAGGCUGUUUGUAGAUGAAAACUUGGACCGAAUGGUCCCAAUCUCUAAGCAGCCCAAAGAAAAGAUCCAGGCUAUCAUUGACUCAUGCAGGCGACAAUUCCCUGAGUAUCAAGAGCGUGCCCGAAAACGCAUACGUACUUACCUCAAGUCCUGCAGGCGGAUGAAAAGAAGUGGUUUUGAGAUGUCUCGACCUAUUCCUUCCCACCUUACUUCAGCAGUUGCAGAGAGUAUCUUGGCUUCAGCCUGUGAGAGUGAGAGUAGAAAUGCCGCCAAGAGGAUGCGUCUGGAUAGACAACAGGAUGAAUCUGCUCCAGCUGACAAACAGUGUAAACCAGAGGCGGCCCAGGGCACUUACUCAACCUCAGCUGUUUCAGGCUCCCAGGAGGUGUUGUACAUCAACGGAAAUGGGACCUACAGUUACCAUAGUUACAGAGGGCUCGGAGGGGGACUGCUAAAUCUGAAUGAUGCUUCUAGUAGUGGACCCACUGACCUCAGCAUGAAGAGGCAGUUGGCGACCAGCUCAGGAUCCUCCAGCAGUUCAAGCUCCAGACCCCAGCUGAGUCCAACUGAAAUCAAUGCAGUGAGACAGCUGGUUGCAGGAUAUCGGGAAUCCGCUGCAUUUUUAUUGCGUUCCGCAGAUGAACUGGAAAAUCUUAUUUUACAACAGAACUGAGUCCAGCGACGAUCCUCUUCACUGAGGUUUAAAUUUGCAGUUUCCACUAAUGACGUUUUGAUUUCCCAGCAGAGGUGCGUUUGGUCUUACUGCACAGUCUUAAGAGAAAUAUUUCCACUAUGCCACAUUGUCCUUGAUCCAUAAAGUGAUGUGUUUAGGUGCUUCAAAGGAACUCUGGCCUCUGAAGUAUUUGAGAUACUUUAAUGUGUCCAGCCUACUGUUUUUUGUUUCAGUGUGCCAGCAUAAAUAUCUGGGGCAAAAAAAAAAAAAAAAAAAAAAAAGGCUGUAUAUUCCUAAUUCAAGGAUAAAACAGAAGAAGCUUGUGGUAUAAAAUGUAGUUCAAGAUCCAACUGAAAUAUUAGUGGAAUUUGCUACUGACUUACUGGACUGAAAGCUGCAGUAUCUGGCAAAAAAAAAAAAAAAAAAAAAAAAAAAAAAGCCAAAAUUUCUCAUUGCUACAGGAAAUAACAAUGAAAAGGAUCUUGUAUUUUAAAAAAAUAUGUAAUUUUUAUAAAAAGAAAACUUGUUUUUCAUUCAGAAUUGUCAUUUUUACUUUGGUAACUUUUUCAUAGGUCCUAAAAGAAAACUGUUUUGAGAAACUACUGUAAGUACCUUUUCCACCUCCCUUUGCCUUCUCCUCUUUCCAAAUUAUUUCUACAGAAAUAACAUUUGAUGCUGGGGGAAAAAAAUACCCUUGCCUACGUUCUUUAAAUCGUCGCAUCAGGAACUACUUCCAAGAGAAGCCUGCGUUUCUGCACUCAUGCUGGUCUCAAGCAUCCCACUCACCAUUGCAGCUUUACCAUAGCGGUUUUCACCACAGAAUUUUUUAAUAUUGAAAAAGACAUAUCAUUGAAAAAAUAAAUGACAUCUUGGUUUCUUACAGCUGCUCUCCCCAGAUUGCCGCUGCUGUCUUAUGGGCAUCCUUCUAGCAGCCAUUGGAUGUCGAUGACUGAAUGUUAAAGAGGUUGCAAGUGACAAUCUGAAAAUUUGCACUCUUGUGUGUAGUUUUCUUUUCUCUCUUUCAGAAAUAGUUCCCAAAAAGACCAUUACCUCUCCUGAUAUGAUUUGUAUAAUUUACAGUUGUAGGUAAAAAUGAUGUAAAGAACUCUCAGUGGAUGCAGCUGCAAUCUACAAGGAACUUUCCCCUCCUCUUCCCCAUAUUUUGCCCUUCUUAUUUUAUAGUGUUGAAUACACAUGGAUGGUGUUUUCUUUGUGCACUGAGGCAAGCCUAUUUUUUAAAUAUUUAGGGAGGAGUACAUCAGUUUACGCUUCUUGUACAAUUUUCUUCUGUUGUUUGGCUUCGGUUGGAUUAGAGGUUCUUUGUGCAUUCCUGAAUUUGCCUUAUUUCAUGUAAAAUUUAUGUCAUUUGGUUUUUGAUAAUAAGUUGAAGACAUCAGUGAUAUUUCUUAACUACUUGUUACAUAUAGUUUUUCAAGUAAUGACUGUGAUUGUGACCAAGUAAUGUGCACUUUUUCUUGUAACUGUGGACAUUGCUAUGCUCUUUUCUUCUAGUGUUUCUAGAAUUACUGUUCCUUACAGUUAUGUAAACAAAAAACAAAAAAAACAAAAAAGAACUUUUGUGAUACUGUUGGUGAAUAUAAUGUGAAAAUCUUAUUGAAAUAUGAGUAUUUUGGAAAUACAUAGAUGCACAAACAUCUUUUAAGGUGUGGAUUUAGAGUUUGCUUAUUUAAAUGAAAAUUCAAAAACUGAGGGCUG
Molecule: messenger RNA, 3666 nt
Organism: Kogia breviceps (pygmy sperm whale)
Lineage: Eukaryota; Metazoa; Chordata; Mammalia; Artiodactyla; Physeteridae
Gene: NOL4
Product: nucleolar protein 4
Source: RefSeq, a predicted model, not a curated record